AUGUUUUUCUCUGGCAUGUUGUUCAUCAACAACCAAGUGCUAACAUUACAGGCAUUCUGGAAAGACCCGAGUGCUGUGUGGGACACCAUGGAGAAAACUCUCAUUAUACUAACUGUAUUUGGAUUUUCAUUUGUCUGCGUCACUUCGGCCCCGAUCAAGCAGCAAAGAGAUGUUGACAUCUACAGCUUCCACAUUAACUCUAUAGUAAACAGUCGCUACGCCAUCAAUGUCAUCACAAGCCGUGUGGCAAACCGACUCAAUGAGUCCAAAGAGGUUCAUUUUGAGGUGAAGAUACCAAAAAAUGCUUUCAUCAGCAAAUUCAAAAUGGUAAUAGAAGGAAAAACAUAUGAUGGAAUUGUGAAGAAAAAAGAAGAAGCAGAGAAACAGUACAGCCAGGCUGUAUCUCGAGGAGAAAGUGCCGGGAUUGUCAGCUCAGUAGGAAGAACCCUGGAGGAGUUUAAAACCUCAGUGACAGUAGCAGCUUUCAGUAAAGUGACCUUUGAACUCACAUAUGAAGAGCUGCUAAAGCGACGGCUUGGUAAAUACGAGUUACGAAUCCACGCUCAACCGAUGCAGCCUGUGGCAGAUUUCAAGAUUGAUGUCUAUAUGAAUGAGCCUUCAGGUAUUUCCUUCUUGGAGAUAAAAGGAGGACUAAAAAGUCAGGAGCUGUCCAGUGCUGUAAUCAGUACUCUGGCAGAGUCUACAAAAGAGGCAUGGGUAAAAUUUUACCCCACUCGUGAGCAGCAAACCAAAUGUGAAAGUUGUGGAGAUAAUGGACUGAAUGGAGACCUGCUCAUAGAGUACGAUGUGAAGAGACAAAAUCAAAAUGGAGAAUUGCAGGCAUCAAACGGUUAUUUCGUCCACUACUUCGCACCCACAGAUAUUCAGCAAAUCCCCAAAAAUGUGGUUUUUAUCAUCGACCGAAGCGGCUCUAUGCAUGGCAGGAAAAUGGAUCAGACUCGUACGGCUAUGUUGAAGAUUUUGGGAGAUCUUGCUCCGGAUGACUACUUCGGCCUGAUCAUUUUUGACUCUGAAGUAAAUGUCUGGAAAAAAGAACUCCUCCAAGCUACAGAGAGUAAUAUAAAGCAGGCAAAAGACUAUGUGAAGACGAUUAAUGAUCGAGGAGCUACAGACAUCAAUGCUGCAGUGCUAAAGGCGGUGGACAUGAUCAAGAAGCACCGCACUUCAGAGACUUCAGCCUCCCUCCUCAUCCUGCUCACUGAUGGAGAUCCCACUUCAGGUGAAACAAACACAGGGAGAAUUCAGAACAAUGUCAAAGAGGCCAUUGGAGGCAAAUUUCCACUUUACUGCCUGGGGUUUGGAUUUGAUGUAAACUUUGAUUUUUUGGAGAAAAUGGCUCUGGAGAAUGAUGGAGUUGCUCGCAGGAUCUAUGAGGACUCGGAUGCUGACCUCCAGCUGCAGGGUUUCUAUGAGGAAGUGGCCACUCCACUCUUAUCCAAUGUCCAACUGAACUACAUCGGAGCAGCAAAUCUCACCCAGACCACUUUCAAGCAGUUUUAUAAUGGCUCAGAGAUUGUGGUAGCUGGACAAAUCACAGACAACAACCUGGAGACUUUACAAACAGAGGUCAUCGCAAUCUCAAAAGAUACGAACGUAACAUAUCAGGACUCCGUUUCAAUAAAAGAUGUCAUUGAUGUUUUACCGCAACAUGAAAACUUCAUCCAGAGACUGUGGGCUUAUCUUACAGUGAAACAGCUCCUGGAGAAAGAAAUGACACUUAAAGGAGAUGAGAAAGAAGCAGCUAAGAAAAACGCUCUGGAUCUCUCUCUGAAAUAUGAAUUUGUGACUCCACUCACAUCCAUGGUGGUCACUAAGCCACAGGAAGAGGAGAUACAUGUCGCCCACAAACCCAAAGAAGGGGAAAAGCUAUACACAGAUUAUAGUGUGGGAGCCCUAAUGCCUGACUUGGGACAAAAAGGUCAAAGAGGUUUACCAGGCCCCCCAAUACACAGUUCACGAUUUGGCUAUGGACAAUCCUUUAUUUAUCAUUCAUCCACGGGAUGGGGUGCUUCAGGACAACCAGGACAACCAGGUCUAAUAGGUCCACCAGGUUUACCAGGACGUGAUUUGUCAUUCGAAUAUUAUGAUCCACUACCAUUAGCACCACAACCCUUGCCAACGUUCGUACACAUACAUCAGUCAUGGCCAGUCACUGCCUCUGCACCAACAGUGAAUAAUGUGAGGUUCUUAAUCUCUGCAAAGCCAAAACCGAUUUGUUAUGAUGCACCUGAAGGCCACAAACUUCUUCUUUUAAGCCCCUCAUCAGAAUUCUCUAUGAAUGGCCAGCUCUCCAGAAAUGGCUUCCAGCAUAUUGUUCUUCAUUAUAAAACGGCAAAGCUUCUCGUGAAUCAUAAGGAAAGUGUCUACUCUGAUGGAGGGAACAGUGUGAGAUUUGUAUGGGGGCAGUCAGAGCCCAGCAGCCACCAGUCAGACAGCAUAUCGAUAUUUAAAAGGAGCAACGAGUUAGACGUCACUGUGGGAGAUGUUCGUGUUGUUCUCCACCUUCAUAAGAAAGAUGGGGAUUUUUUUCUUUGGCCUGUUGUUCAUCAGUUACCAAAAAGUGCUAACAUUCAAGGCAUUCUGGGAAAAGCUGAUCUUGAGUAUGAAGAGUUGCCAGGCUCAAAGAUCAAAAUAAAGGAUCUGGAAGUUGAGGCAUCCCAGAGCUCUGCCAUUGACUACAGAUUUCCUGCAGCACCUAGUGUGGAUUGUUGGCUUGUACCAUUACAGUCUGCCCUGCAGGGGGAGCUGGCCGACUUCACUGUCUCAAAACUGAGCUCUGCCAUUGACUGCAGACUUAAUCUUGGCUUUACCAUCUACCCUGUCCUGCAGAAAGCACUUUCUGCCAUCAUUAUGAAGAUCCAUGCUUAUUCUCAGUCAGGUGUCAAAAGGACAGAGUAUUUGGCAAACAGUCUCCACAUGAUUUGUUUAAAAGUGAAUGUGCAUCUGUUAGACCAGACAGCUGUGUGGGUCACCAUGGCACAUGCCACAAUUCUACUAACAGUUUUUGGAGCUUUAUUUCUUUGUGUCACCUCAGUACCAUUCAAGAAGCAACGAGAUGUUGACAUCUACAGCUUUCACAUCAACUCUACAGUAACUAGCCGAUAUGCCAUCAAUGUCAUCACGAGUCGUGUGGCGAAUCGACUUAAUGAGUCCAAAGUUGUUCAUUUUGAGGUCAAGAUACCAAAAAAUGCUUUCAUCAGCAAAUUCAAGAUGAUGAUAGAGGGAAAGACAUAUGAUGGAAUUGUGAAACAGAAAGAAGAAGCAGAGCAACAGUACAGUCAGGCUGUAUCUCGAGGAGAAAGUGCUGGGAUUGUCAGCUCAGUAGGAAGAACCCUGGAGGAGUUUAAAACCUCAGUGACAGUAGCAGCUUUCAGUAAAGUGACCUUUGAACUCACAUAUGAAGAGCUGCUAAAGCGACGACUUGGUAAAUACGAGUUACGAAUCCACGCUCAACCAAUGCAACCUGUGGCAGAUUUCAAGAUUGAUGUCUAUAUAAAUGAGCAGCCAGAUAUUUCCUUCCUGGAAGUAAAAGGAAAUUUUAAAACUCAGGAGCUCUCCAGUGCUGUAACCAGUACUCUGGCCGACUCUACCAAGGAGGCAUGGGUGAACUUUUACCCCACUCGCGAACAGCAAACACAGUGUUGUGGAGAAAACGGACUGAACGGAGACUUGCUAAUAGAGUACGAUGUGAAGAGAUCAGAACAGAAAGGAGAACUGCAGGCAUUGAACGGGUAUUUCGUUCACUACUUUGCACCCACAGAUACCCAGCAAAUUCCCAAAAAUGUGGUCUUUCUUAUUGACCGUAGCGGAUCUAUGCGUGGCACUAAAAUUCACCAGACUCGCAUGGCAAUGCUGAAGAUUUUGCAAGAUCUAUCUGAAGAUGAUUACUUUGGACUGAGCACCUUUGACAGUUCUGUACACGACUGGAAACCUGAACUUCUCCAAGCCACAAAGAAAAAUCUGCAAGAGGCAAAGGCUUUUGUGAAUACAAUGGUAGCAAGAGGAGGCACAAACAUCAAUCAGGCCUUGCAAAAUGGGGUGGAAAUGAUCACAAGCCACCCACGGCAGGGUUCUGCCUCCAUUCUCAUCCUGCUGACUGAUGGAGACCCCACUUCAGGUGAAACAAACACAAUGAAAAUUCGGAGCAAUGCCAAAGAGGCUAUUGGUGGUAAAUUUCCUCUCUACUGCCUGGGGUUUGGAUUUGAUGUAAACUUUGAUUUCCUGAAAGAAAUGGCUCUGGAGAAUGAUGGAGUUGCUCGGAGGAUCUAUGAGGACUCUGACGCUGACCUCCAGCUACAGGGUUUCUAUGAGGAAGUGGCCACUCCACUUUUAACUGAUGUCCAACUGAACUACAUCGGAGCAGCAAAUCUCACCCAGACCACUUUCAAGCAGUUUUAUAAUGGCUCAGAGAUUGUGGUAGCUGGACAAAUCACAGACAACAACCUGGAGACUUUACAAACAGAGGUCAUCGCAAUCUCAAAAGAUACGAACGUAACAUAUCAGGACUCCGUUUCAAUAAAAGAUGUCAUUGAUGUUUUACCGCAACAUGAAAACUUCAUCCAGAGACUGUGGGCUUAUCUUACAGUGAAACAGCUCCUGGAGAAAGAAAUGACACUUAAAGGAGAUGAGAAAGAAGCAGCUAAGAAAAACGCUCUGGAUCUCUCUCUGAAAUAUGAAUUUGUGACUCCACUCACAUCCAUGGUGGUCACUAAGCCACAGGAAGAGGAGAUACAUGUCGCCCACAAACCCAAAGAAGGGGAAAAGCAAAAAAUACAAAGAAUAUCAGCCAAAAUAACUGACUUGGGUGCCAGGAGUGGGUAUCAAAAGAUCAACAAUAGACUCCAGGGAUCAAAGGUUGAAGGACGAAGUAUAUCAUUGAGUGGCAGCGCAGACUCCCACUCUUUCGUAUCACACGGAAUCCACAAUUUGUUUGCUAUGGCACCUGUUGAAGCACCAAAUCGCUUCGGUGUAGAAUACUUCCUGACAGAACGCCUCCGCAUACCCUCACAGCCACACAGACCUAAAAACGUUCCCAUCACUCCCCAUCCAGGGCAUCAAACGAGAUUCUUGAUCUCUGCACAGCCGAAAGCUAUCUGUUAUGAUGUCCCCACGGGCCAUUAUAAACUCCGCCUCCUUUUGGACUCAUCAUCAAACUUCUCUAUGAACGCUGAGCUCUCGGGAAACGGCUUCCAGCUAAUCGCUAUCCAUUACAAAACAGCAAAGCUUCUCACAAGCACUAAUGAAAGUGUCUACUCUGAUGAAAAGUUGAAUAUGAAGCUUGUUUGGGGGCAAUCAGGUCACAACAGUAUUGAAUUAGAUAGUAUGUCAAUAUUUCUGAGGGACAAAGUACUGGACAUCACCAUGGGAUCUGUACGUGUUGUUUUGCUCCUUCACAAAAAAGGCAACGAGGUUUUCCUGUGGCCUUCUGUUCGUCAACUGCCAAAGGAUGCUAACACUCAAGGCAUUCUGGGAAAAACUGAUCUUCAGUACACCGAGUUACCAGACUCAAAGGUUAAAAUCAUGGAUCAGGAAGUGCUUGCACAACUGACCUCUGCCAUCGACUACAGACUCCCAGCAGCUCCUUCUGUGCAAUGUUGGCUCGUGCCAUUCCAGUCUGCCCUGCAGGGGGAGCUUUCUGACUUCACUAUCUCACAGCUCUGACAGAAAUAUAUCUAAUUCUCUUUUCUGUAUUAAAAUGCAGAUGUUAAGGACUCGCUGUUGAAAUCAGACCUUUAGAAAUGAAUCAAAUGGAAAUGGAAUAAAAUGAAAAUUACAUGUACUUCAUGAUCAUUAUACAUUAAAUCUGAACACAUGAAUCUGAGACAGGAA
Molecule: messenger RNA, 5850 nt
Organism: Silurus meridionalis
Lineage: Eukaryota; Metazoa; Chordata; Actinopteri; Siluriformes; Siluridae
Exons: 44
Coding region: 1-5682 (1893 amino acids)
Source: RefSeq, a predicted model, not a curated record